Medioppia subpectinata is the source of this 1371-nucleotide messenger RNA. Lineage: Eukaryota; Metazoa; Arthropoda; Arachnida; Sarcoptiformes; Oppiidae. The record is from the annotation of a GenBank genome assembly.
AUGUCAAAGCCACAUUGUACAGAAGUACAUAAUACUGUGGCCAGGGGUGGGACCAGCGAUAUUAUGGUUGCCACAGAUUUAUCAUGCAGACUUUACGAGCAUGAUAUAUCAUAUUGCAAACGGGACACAUACCCAUCAACGGCUAAACAAAUUGAACCCCCAAACGACCAUGGUGACGAUACUGCAACUAACUAUGGGAUAAUAGCAGGGAUUAUCGGAUUUCCUAACACUGGCCAGCCUGUGGUAAAUGCGGAUAUUCAUGAACAAGAACAUUUACUCGAGCCGGAUGGAGAUGAACAAGGUGAUAAUCAUACACAUGGUAAUUCGGACUCAUUACCAAAUAGUAGUAUUGGCAAUGCCCAUUCAAAGAACGGGCCCGAUCACGUGACUAGUUUAAAUCUAAUACCAAAUGUAUCAGAAAUACGUACAGGCACACCACAGAUGAGUAACAUGGUCGAUUAUAAUACGAAUCAAGAUGAAAGCGCAAACCCAAACGAAACUAGACCAAAAAUAAUAUUUGAAACGCAUAAUAUUGGCUCUCAACACAACCAUAAUCAAGUGAUAAUCAAUAUUGCUCAAUUGGAUGAUGCUCGUUUGGAUACUGAACUUCAUUCAAACCUUAAUGGCAAUAAUAAUAUUAAAGCAACUAUCAAUAACAAACAAGCAAUACAAACAACCGACUUGGAAGACCUAGGUGAUGCUCGUUUUACCGAUAUUAGUUCAAUUGGCGAGGGCUCGUUUGGGCGAGUAUAUAAGGCCCAGCAUGUCGCCGAUGAUAAUGUAUACGCAAUAAAAGUGAGCAAACAUAUUACUGAAUCGUCCCUUAUUAACACCGAGGUGGAUACUCUGCGUCAACUGACCAGCGACUACGUGGUUGAGUUCAUAAAGCACUGGGUGCAUAAUGGGCGCACUUUUAUCCAGAUGAAAUAUUAUCCAUACAACCUAGCGCAAAUCAUUGUGGUAAUAGAGGACACAUUUGGCCCGAACUCACUCCUACCAAAUCACCCACUCGUACGGCCUGUCCGACGGUAUAUCGGGUGCGAGCUUUUCAUAGAGAUGGCUCGAGGUUUACAUUAUCUGCACACUCGCCACCCGCCUAUCAUUCAUCGCGAUCUGAAGCCCACGAACGUGGUGUUCGACCCCAACCCAGUGCUCACCCUUAGCUCACCCGGCGGUGUGUUCUGUAAACUAUGCGAUUUUGGAUCGGCCACACAGUGCGGACCCACCGGUCAAAGUACGGUAAUAGACAAACCAUUUAUCGGCACUGAGCGCUAUCGGGCACCGGAUGCCGAUUCUGGACGAUAUAAACGUAAAAGUGAUUUACACAGUUUGGGGCACAUCGUACCAGAUCUUAUGGAUAUUGAUUGGUGA